This is a messenger RNA of Maylandia zebra (zebra mbuna), 2008 nucleotides long. RefSeq names its product dynein axonemal assembly factor 1 (gene dnaaf1). The record is from RefSeq and is a predicted model, not a curated record. Gene Ontology annotation, biological process: axoneme assembly. Gene Ontology annotation, molecular function: dynein complex binding; protein binding. Gene Ontology annotation, cellular component: axoneme. Lineage: Eukaryota; Metazoa; Chordata; Actinopteri; Cichliformes; Cichlidae.
CAUGGAAACAAGCGUAAACGGUAACUAAUAUUAACGACCGGGGCAGGCUGCUGAUUGCUAUUUAUUCGACUGUACAAUUCAGAAACGCCUAUAAAACCAAUCGUUAAGAAGUAUUGUAUGUUUCUAAUAUCAAUUUUAACGAUAUCCACUUCGGAAAAUCAAGAAAGGAUGGAAGAUCAAGUGUUGGUAGCAACUGAAGUCGAAGGUGGGGAUGCCCGAGAAAGUUCUGACAGCAGUGGAGCUCAAGAAGACCUUGGGAAAAAAGAGCUGCAAAGUUCACCUCAGGAGAAAAAUAAAAAACACUCAGGACCACGGAUGACCAAGAAAUUCCUGAGAGACCACUGUAAGCAGAACAAACUGUACAUAACACCAUGCCACAAUGAUGCGCUGUAUCUGCAUUUCAAAGGUUUCUCCACCAUUGAGAACUUAGAGGAGUACACAGGUCUGAAAUGUCUCUGGCUGGAAAGCAAUGGGCUCCAACGCAUUGAGAAUCUGGAUGCUCAGACUGAUCUGCGCUGCUUGUUCCUUCAGCAAAAUCUCAUAUACAAGCUGGAAAACCUAGAGCCUCUGAAGAAACUCUGCAUCCUGAACGUCUCCAACAACUACAUACACAUCAUAGAGAACAUCUCCUGCCUUCCUGACCUGAGUACUCUGCAGAUUGCCCAUAACAAGCUGGAAACUGUUGGUGACAUAGAGCAUUUGAGUCAGUGUCUGAACAUUAGUGUAUUAGACCUCUCUCACAACCUGUUACACGACCCUGACAUCCUGCCUGUGCUUGAGGCCAUGCCAGAACUGCGUGUACUGAAUCUAAUGGGAAAUGAGGUCGUGAAAAAAAUCCCAAACUACAGAAAAAAUAUGAUUGUACGCCUCAAGCAGCUCACGUUUCUUGACGAUCGCCCUGUGUUUCCUAAAGACAGGGCAUGUGCUGAGUCGUGGGCAGUGGGAGGGCUGGAAGGGGAACGCCAGGAGAGGGAGCAGUGGGAUACACGAGAGAGGAAGAAAAUUCAGGAAAGCUUGGAUGGAAUGGCAAUGAUUCGGAAGAAGGCCCAGGAAAGACGCAGACUCAGAGAGUUGGAGGAUAAAGGGAAAACCGAUGCUUCCUCUACUCCAGAAACUACUACUGAGGAAAACGGUACCCAGAUUUUAACUUCUUCACAAGGUGACAAGAUACAAGCUUUUGUGCAGGACAGCCUGGAUGCCCAUGAAGAGUUCUUAGAGAAACAGUCAAAACAGGGACUUCUUGAAAAUCAACCAGCAAGUAAACAUCUUGAGACCAAGGAGGCAGGUCAACUCCUGAUGAGAGAGCAGUUAGAUGAAGAUACCCAGGACCAUUCUCCGAUAACACACACCGUAAGAGAAGAGAAAGGAAGGGAAAAGAUCCCAGCAGAUGAGCAAGGCAGUACUGUAGGGCACAUGUUAGAGACAGAAAAUAAACAAGAAAAACAGUCCAAGAGAAAUGAAGCAGAGAGAGAGCAGAGUAAAAACAAACAGCCUCCCCUUCCUGAAGCCGAUGACGAUGUACCGGUACAUAGUCCUGGACCACGGAUUACAGAGCUACAAGAUGCAGAGCUGCUGGAAACCAUUCACCUUCCUCCAGCAAGUCGCUCAUUGCGUAUUGAUGAGUUGCCUGAUUUGGAAGAUGUGGACACAGAAGACUUUAACGCAGCGUUCUCUUGUAGGCAGGCCUUUAAACCAAAAAUAGAAGUCAUAUCAGGUGACAGCAACGGGGAAGCACCAGCUGGGAUUCAGAGUGACAGCAUCUCCACAUCCGCUCCAGCUAAGAGCUUUUUGUUCCUAACAAGUGGCUGCGACAAAUCACCGGCUGUCUCUGGCAAUUCUACAUCGCUAGUGUAUCCAGAGGAUGAGGGUGCGCCUUCCGACCCGUCAAACUCAAAAAUAAACCAAACCUCCUCUCCACCACGCUGCCUGAUCGAGGAGCUUGAGUAAUACCUUGAUGUCAUUAAAUUUGAAAUAUGAAUUAAAAUAGUAAACUGCAAUUCAAUCUGUA